AUGGCUUCGUCCAAGGAUAAAUGGUCCGCAGAUCAAUACGUCAAGUUCCUCAAAGACCGCACCCGUCCUUCAACAGAUCUUCUCGCCCACGUUCCCAACACCUCUCCCAAGCGCGUCGUGGACGUUGGCUGCGGUCCCGGCAACUCAACUGCCGUGCUAGCCGAGCGCUAUCCCAACGCUCACGUCUCGGGCUUUGAUUCCUCAGCUGACAUGAUCAAGAAGGCGAAACAGACUCUUCCCAAUGUUUCGUUCGAAGUCGCUGAUCUUUUGACCUACAAGCCUGAGGAACCUGUUGACGUUCUCUUCUCCAAUGCUGUUUUUCAAUGGUUGCCUAAUGGGCAACGCAUUGAGAUUGUGAGGAAGCUUCUUGAGCAUGUUGCACCUGGUGGAAGUCUUGCUUUCCAGGUCCCAUUUAAUCUUCAUGAGCCGAGUCACGCUUUGAUGAGAGAAACGGCGGAUACACCCAAUAUGCCUUGGACGGAGAAACUCAAAGCUGCCAAUUACUCCCGAGACCAGUUUCCUUCGGCAACUGAGAUUUGGGAUGGAUUGAAGCAUUUGUGCUCUGAUCUUGAUAUCUGGCAGACGACUUACAUGCAUGUUAUGGAAAAUCAUGAGGGCAUUGUUGAGUGGGUCAAGGGUACUGGUCUCCGACCAUACCUAGAUCCAUUGUCGGAGUCUGAGCAGGAGGCUUUCGUCGAGGCUUAUUUGAGUAAGCUUAAGAAGGGUUAUGCCGCGCAGAAAGAUGGGAAAGUUCUUUUCCCGUUUCCUCGGUUGUUUGUUGUUGCGACAAAGGCGUAA
This is a messenger RNA of Fusarium musae, 798 nucleotides long. RefSeq lists its product as uncharacterized. The record is from RefSeq and is a predicted model, not a curated record. Gene Ontology annotation, molecular function: trans-aconitate 2-methyltransferase activity. NCBI's taxonomy places the organism in Eukaryota, Fungi, Ascomycota, Sordariomycetes, Hypocreales, Nectriaceae. The transcript has a single exon. The coding region runs from base 1 to 798 and encodes 265 amino acids.